AGAACGGCCCGGCUCGGCCCGCGCUUUGAGCGCGCUUGCGCGGAGGUGCCAUUCGGCCAAGCCAUGGGAAGGCGGGGGCAGAUCUCCAUUGACCGCAUCGUGGCGCUGCGGUCCUCGGUGCUGCCGAUCUACGUCAUCGUCAGGCCAGAAGGAGUCACUACAGCAGAUGAGGUGUCAGAAGAUGGGAACGACUUUCUCACCACCAGGAUGUUCGGCGACCAGAUUGCCUUUCAGUCGAUCCGCGGCGACUACCUCAGUGCCGAGGGCGGCGAGAUCUGCACGCGGCGCUAUUGUAGCAACAACGAGCGCUUCACGGUGGAGAAGCAGGACACGCAGUACGCCUUUCGGUCCCACUGCGGCCGGUACCUGGGCGUCAGCGACCGGCCGCCCUACGUGACCCUGGCGCCCACCCUGGGGGAGACGGAGGCCUUUCAGCUUUUCUCGCUGAUGAUGUGCGGCGUCAACGUUGGGCAGCAGCUGGAGAUGCUGGACAGGCAGGGCUGUAUCAUGGUGGACCACCUCCUAGACACCGAGGAGCUCGAGGCCUUGAGGCAACACAUCCAGGAGGGAGAUCACCCUCGGGGCCACGAGCUGAGAGUGCGGGACCUGGCGCACCGAUCCCCAGGCCUGGCAAGCCUUGCGGCCCACCCGCUGGUCAUGCAGCUGGCAAGGCGGCUGCUUUCCCCGAGCCUCCAGCUCUCUGAGAUGGAGAGCUGCCGCACAGACGUGGACUUUGUGCGAAAGGAGUUGGAGGAGACUACGUGGCAUGUGGUGCAUCCCUACUCUGGAGCCGAGUUUCCGGGAGUUGUGGACCCACGCAUCAACAUCACCGUCACAUGGUUCCUGGACAAGCUGGACAGCGACAAUUCCACCUGGGCUUUUAUCAAGGCGCCGGAGGCGGGGAAGCUGCCGCAGCUGCCGCAGCUCUCGGCGCCGGAGGAGCUGCAGGCGGUGGCGCAGAAUGCCCAGCCGCUGCUGGCCAAAGCGGGCUCCGCCUGGAUUUGCAUUGGUCCAUACUGGAUGUCCAACAAUGUGGGCGCCGCCUCCUUUUGGAAGGACUACGACGCGCAGACGCGGUACAAGCACCUCAGUGGCCAGAAGGAGCAGACCUUCCGCGCCCUGACGGACGCGCAGCGUGGCGCGCCCGUGCGGGAAGAGCUCUGCCCCACUGUGCUGCAGGCCACCUAUGUCCGGGAGCACGUGGCCACCCUCUGCAGAGCUCCACCGUUCGAGGUGCUGGAAGCGCUGGGGGAGCCGGGCAGGCACCUGGCGGAACUGAUGCGGCCAUGAGAAGAUUACAACGGGCGCAAUUUUACCAAGCCCACCUGAUGUGCCGGCGCUGAAGCGCCCGAGGCGCGGGCGGAAAGAAUCUCACCGAGCGGCGCAAGAUGCGCGGCUUCAGGAUCGGCUUCGCGCGGGGGGAAUUGGAC
Messenger RNA from Effrenium voratum, 1430 nucleotides. The record is from the annotation of a GenBank genome assembly. NCBI's taxonomy places the organism in Eukaryota, Dinophyceae, Suessiales, Symbiodiniaceae.